Molecule: messenger RNA, 11317 nt
Organism: Doryrhamphus excisus (bluestripe pipefish)
Lineage: Eukaryota; Metazoa; Chordata; Actinopteri; Syngnathiformes; Syngnathidae
Source: RefSeq, a predicted model, not a curated record
UACGAACAAUCUCAGCACGCCUGGAGCACUCCCAAGCACCGCCCCUGACAACCUCUGCAGUACAGAGGUGACAUUUGUGUCACAAGACCUCACUCAUGCACCUGUGUCUCAGGUGUCAACACACACAGACGCUGAAGCAGCUACGUGAUUUGAUAUUUGCGCCAUAAAGCUCCCAUCAUCCUCAUGAGACCAGUGGCAUCAUGAGAUCAGGCUACAUUUUCCUGCUCCUCUAUCUCCUCUGGGGCUGCUUUGGGCUGUCAAGUCAAAAACGCCAUGCGACCUGCAACUCAACUGCAACCUGCUCUGUACAAGAUCCAGUUUCUGGCUUCCUCCAGUGUGUGGGCUUACCUGCAUCAGAUACUGGACAAGAUCACAUGCAAAACCUGAAAGAAAUGCUGGAAGCAGCAAUGGAUGUGUUCACCUUCAUGAGGUCCAGUGCAAGUGAAGUGCCACUUUUCCGACUGAAGACAGCUUUGGAAUUGAAUCCCAAAGCGGAACCUCUUCAGAACGAGGCCCUGGUAGAGAUGUGGCUGAAGAUCAAGAUUACACCAUUGUUGAAAUCCAUCAAUAGGCACUUCCUGGCCUGCCUCAGCACCAAAAACUUCAGCUGCUCCACCUACCAGAUUGUGGUGAAGGAGCUCAGCCACCAUUUCUCUGAGAUGAUUCCUGAGAGACAAAAAUGGAUCUACUCAUUCUUCAUGUACCCCUUCCUGUCGAGAGAAGGGGUAUCAGGUUGCGUGCACCCUAACGAAAGCAGUGAAGACUGGCUGAUGAAGAAUUUUGGUGCAUUCAGCGUUAUGGCCAGAAUGAACGACUUCUCAAAAAUUAACAUGAUCUUUAAGGGGUUGGAAGUUCUUCACCUGCUGUCCCCGGAGCAGAAGUUCGAGCUGCUGCGUAACCCCUAUGUGGGAGGCUUGAGCAACGACUCCCUCCAGCUUGUAUUUCACAGUUUGAUGACAGAGGGCCCACCAGACAACUAUAGCGGAAACCAAAACUGGACAGCGCCUGGAUACCAUCGUCCUCCUCAGCCCCCUCGGCCCAAUUACAGCCCGUAUUUGCCCUCAUCCCCUCACAGCAGCUUCAGAGAGGUGAUGAGAGGCAUCAUGAUGGCUGUCAAACCCAUCAGCAGCUUCGUUCAUGACUUUGUUUGGUUCACCAAACAGAGGAACGUGUCAGAAAUAAGAGGCAGCACAAUGACACAGUUCCUCCUUAACUGGACACUGGCGGAGAUGGCGAGCAUCUACAAGCCUAAGCAUUCUUUGCCACCGCUUGUUGAUGUGGAGACGCCAGAAUUUGACAUGACACACAUGGAGGACUGGUACGACCGUGUGGUGAUGCCCGUUCUGAAGAGGUUUUCCAAGGACGAACAAUCUCUGAGGAGUCACCAUCUUCGGCUCGCCUUCCAUUACAUGUACCAAAUGGAUCACCAUAUUGACAGUGAACCUCCUGAAAUCCAGGACAUUUGUAGCGUCACUCUUGAUGGGAAUCCUUGCGGGAUGACGAACGCGGUGGAAAAUGUGGCCCACAUUAUGCACUGUGCUGCUAAAACCGACCUGACCAUGUCUGAGAAGAACAUCAUGAGGCUGAUUUUGGAGCUGACAGAACGCCUCAACUUACUGAUCCAGGAGUUUGCCACAGCAAACUUCACAGAGGUGGCAUAUGACUUCAGAAAUAUAAUUGAAGAGGCUAACUCCAUCAGAGAAAACCUACAAGACCCAAAUUUCAUUACCAUGUGGUUCUAUGUCAAGUUGAGGCCUCUCCUGCCCAGUAUUCCCAGAGACGUGCUUUUAUGCCUCAGCAACAAGAACUUCUCAUGUCCGGCCUACCAAACUAUUGUUGCCCUCCUCAGCAAACACAUGAGUUACUGGGGUCCCAAUUCAGAGCACCACCAAAACAUCUACCACAACUUCAUCUACCGUUUCAUGCAGCGUCACAACAUAUCCGAUGUAUGUUUCUCAGCCAAUAACAGCACAGAAUGGCUUUUGAAGAACUUUGGUUCCUUCUUGCACGUUGCCCAAGUCAAAGACUUCUAUUACCUCAACCCAUACUUCUCAGGACUGGAUGUUUUGGCUCUACUGUCUCCCAGACAAAUGGCCCAGAUGAUUAUCCUACCUCUCCCGACUCCCCCUGAUAAGGAGGUGGUCAUCAAUGAGGUGUUUGACUUCCUGCAGGAGUCCCCCAGAGACAGAAGACUACUAGACGUCCUGCGGGCCAUGGUUCCCCUGGCUAUUCAGGAAAAUCCUCCCUGUGCUACCUACAAAGCCAUUUUUGAGCGUCUGCAAAGCAUCAUGGUGUCUGUACCACCUGACUUGGAGCCAUACAUCAGGGCGGAAGUGGACAGACUCAUCCGGAAUGCUCCACUGGAUUGUGUGCCAGAAAACAUCAGGUGCCAACUGAACGUCAUCAAUGAGACUGACACCUGCAAAGGAAUCAACAGUGAUGAGCUUCAGUCGUACUUGAGCACAUCUUUGGAGGUCCCCUGCAACUUUACCCUGGAGGAAUAUGCUUGUGCACAUCUGCCAAACUUCACAUCCAAUCAGCUGGCAUCCCUUUUGUCAUGUAAUCUGUCCGGUAACAGCACACAUUCCAUAGUGCUGUGGAAGAUCAUGCUCACUGAUCAUAACGCCAUCUUGGAUCCAGCUUUGGACAUUCUGGCCGAUAAGCCCAUAACUGAGAUUGUACCGUCAGCGGCAACCAUUUUGGAUGUGAUUGGAGAGAUCCGAUUGGCCUUAUUGGAUGAUGAACAAUUGAGGAACAGCAGCAUCAUCGCCCAGUGGUUCUCCGUUCGACUCAGACACUUCCUGCCCUCGGCAUCCACGGGUUUCCUGCGAUGUCUAAGCCACAGGAACAUGAGCUGUCAGUCAUACCAACAGAUCUUGCAGGUAUUCAAGCAGAACUUUAACAGGAGCACCGAGUGGCAGCAUAUGGUGAUCUUGGGGGAUUUCAUCACAAGUUUUCUGUCUCGUCCACACUCAGGCCCUGGCUGCCUGGCUGGAUACAAUAGCAGUACAGAGUGGCUAAUGGACAACGUGGGUCCAUUUUCUCAGUAUUUGUCUCUCCAGGAGAUCUUACAGCUCAACCCAGAGUUCAACCCUUUGGAGGCCCUGUCACUUUUGACUACAUUGCAACGUGUGCAGCUGCUCCUCUUGCAGCUUCCCGCUCUUCCAGAGCAAAAUGUCAUCAUCAAUACACUGUUUGAUCACCUGACUGCCUCACCUGAAGAGCAGAAGAAAAUCCCUGAAUUCCUUGCACUUCUUCACGAACACCUGGAAGCGGGUUUCAAUAGGAACCUUUCCUGUUCUGCAUACAAAACACUGUUUGCCAGAAUGGACUUGGCGCUGGUGAAAGUUCCACUCGAUGUGGCUUCAUUCAUCACCGACAGCAAAGUGAAGCUGUCUGAGCUCAUUCCCACUGGUUGCAUCAUAUACAGCGACGAGUGCAUAGUGACCUCAUCCAAUGAGACAGAGAUUUGUAUGGGAGUCAACAGCACAGCGCUCCAGCUCCACCUGGACAGCGACACAUUGGCGGGACGUUUCUGUGACUUUGCAGUGGAGGAAUUUGCAUGUGCAUCACUCUUGGCGCUAACAGCCCAGGAUCUGGCAAUGAUACUCAAGUGUAACCGCUCAGCCAACUCCAGCGGCUCCACACCAAUCUGGAAGCUCCUCCUCUCCAAGACAUCUCAUGUGCUCAAUGAGUCUUUGGAUCUUCUCACCAACAUGAUGUUUGAUCCAAGAAAUCCUGCAGCCUCCAUGAUUUUGGAUGCGAUUGGAGAAGUCCGUUUGAACUCCUUCCCGGAUGCCUACGUUAAUGACCCAGACUUCAUCAAUAUCUGGUUCAACCACAGGCUCCGCCCAUUUUUACCUGCAGUUUCCCCAGACUUCCUGUCAUGUCUCACAACCAAAGAUUUUACCUGCAACACCUACCAAGAAAUUGUGCAGACGCUGAGUCAUGUCAAGCCAAACAUGAGCAUCAUCGUACAAACAGCAGUACUGACACGCUUCAUUAAGCCCUUCUUAACUCGUAACGAUACAGCUGACCCUGGCUGCCUGUCCGGAUCCAAUAGCAGUACAGAGUGGCUAAUGGACAACGUGGGUCCAUUUUCUCAGUAUUUGUUGCUCCAGGAGAUCUUACAGCUCAACCCAGAGUUCAACCCUUUGGAGGCCCUGUCACUUUUGACUACAUUGCAACGUGUGCAGCUGCUGCUCUUGCAGCUUCCCACUCUUCCAGAGCAAAAUGUCAUCAUCAAUGCACUGUUUGAUCACCUGACUGCCUCACCUGAGGAGCAAAAGAAAAUCCCUGAAUUCCUUGCACUUCUUCACGAACACCUGGAAGCGGGUUUCAAUAGGAACUUUUCCUGUUCUGCAUACAAAACACUCUUUGCCAGAAUGGACUUGGCGGUGGUGGAAGUUCCACUCAAUGUGGCUUCAUUCAUCACCGACAACAAAGUCAAGCUGUCUGCGCUCAUCCCCACUGGUUGCAUCAUAUACAGCGGCGAGUGCAUUGUGACCUCAUCCAAUGAGACGGAGAUUUGUAUGGGAGUCAACAGCACAGCACUCCAGCUCUACCUGGACAGCGACACAUUAGAGGGACGUUUCUGUGACUUUGCAGUGGAGGAAUUUGCAUGUGCAUCACUCUUGGCGCUAACAGCCCAGGAUCUGGCAAUGAUACUCAAGUGUAACCGCUCAGCCAACUCCAGCGGCUCCACACCAAUCUGGAAGCUCCUCCUCUCCAAGACAUCUCAUGUGCUCAAUGAGUCUUUGGAUCUUCUCACCAACAUGAUGUUUGAUCCAAGAAAUCCUGCAGCCUCCAUGAUUUUGAAUGCGAUUGGAGAAGUCCGUUUGAACUCCUUCCCGGAUACCUACGUUAAUGACCCUGCCUUCAUCAAUAUCUGGUUCAACCACAGGCUCCGCCCAUUUUUACCUGCAGUUUCCACAGACUUCUUGUUAUGUCUCACAACUAAGAAUUUAACCUGCAACACUUACCAAGAAAUUAUACAGACGCUGAGUCAUGUCAAGCCAAACAUGAGCAUCAUUGUACAAACAGCAGUACUGACACGCUUCAUUAAGCCCUUCUUAACUCAUAACGAUACAGCUGACCCUGGCUGCCUGUCCGGAUCCAAUAGCAGUACAGAGUGGCUAAUGGACAAUGUGGGUCCAUUUUCUGAGUAUUUGUCUCUCCAGGAGAUCUUACAGCUCAACCCAGAGUUCAACCCUUUGGACGCCCUGUCACUUUUGACUACAUUGCAACGUGUGCAGCUGCUCCUCUUGCAGCUUCCCGCUCUUCCAGAGCAAGAUGUCAUCAUCAAUACACUGUUUGAUCACCUGACUGCCUCACCUGAGGAGCAACAGAAAAUCCCUGAAUUCCUUGCACUUCUUCACGAACACCUUGAAGCGGGUUUCAAUAGGAACCUUUCCUGUUCUGCAUACAAAACACUCUUUGCCAGAAUGGACUUGGCGCUGGUGAAAGUUCCACUCGAUGUGGCUUCAUUCAUCACCGACAACAAAGUCAAGCUGUCUGCGCUCAUUCCCACUGGUUGCAUCAUAUACAGCCGCGAGUGCAUAGUGACCUCAUCCAAUGAGACAGAGAUUUGUAUGGGAGUCAACAGCACAGCGCUCCAGCUCCACCUGGACAGCGACACAUUGGCGGGACGUUUCUGUGACUUUGCAGUGGAGGAAUUUGCAUGUGCAUCACUUGUGGCGCUAACAGCCCAGGAUCUGGCAAUGAUACUCAAGUGUAACCGCUCAGCCAACUCCAACGGCUCCACACCAAUCUGGAAGCUCCUCCUCUCCAAGACAUCUCAUGUGCUCAAUGAGUCUUUGGAUCUUCUCACCAACAUGAUGUUUGAUCCAAGAAAUCCUGCAGCCUCCAUAAUUUUGGAUGCGAUUGGAGAAGUCCGUUUGAACUCCUUCCCGGAUGCCUACGUUAAUGACCCAGACUUCAUCAAUAUCUGGUUCAACCACAGGCUCCGCCCAUUUUUACCUGCAGUUUCCCCAGACUUCCUGUCAUGUCUCACAACCAAAGAUUUUACCUGCAACACCUACCAAGAAAUUAUACAGACGCUGAGUCAUGUCAAGCCAAACAUGAGCAUCAUCGUACAAACAGCAGUACUGACACGCUUCAUUAAGCCCUUCUUAACUCGUAACGAUACAGCUGAUCCUAGUUGCAGCUCACAUAGCAACAACAGCGGUGAAUGGCUACAGCAGAACUUGGGAGCGUUCUCCCAUCUGGUGCUCUUCAGCGAACUGCAGAUGCUCCAUUCCGGCUUCUCGGCGAUGGAGGCCCUACCACAGCUAACCGUCCGACAGCUAGCUGACGUGGCCUCUACACCAGGUCAGCUGACCACUCCUGCUCAGGUUGCCAUGGUGAUGGAGUAUGUCCCAGACCCAUUCCUGCACAACUUCUUUGAUGAUUUCUCUCCUUCUAUCUUGGGUCAUGAAAGCGACUUCGAAGCCCCAGUGAGGUCAGCUAUAUUGCAGGUCGUGUUCGAUCGAGCAAACCUCUCCCAUUCGUCGGUCGACGAUUCUGUCGUCUUAGUGUGGCUCCGCAAUCGAUUGCAACCCUUACUGGUGGAGUUGUCUCAUCUGCACGUUUCACCGUUCUUUGAGAUACUGGCGGGAAGGAGCUGCAGCCUCGAGCAGGAAGGAGUCAAGGACCUAAACAUGCACAUAUCCAGUCUGAGUAACGUUACACAGAAAGAAAUACACAACCACAUCGUUCAGGCUCUCCAAGAACCAGUGCCUCUCCGUUGCUAUGUCAACGACCAAAGUUACUACGAAUUCCUGCAGAGUUGGUUCAUGGGUUUCCAGUUGCCCAAACUGACCACCUUCCUGUCCCUCAUGCCUGAGGACCGCAUGGAGCAGUUGGUAAACUCCAUGUCUCCAUUUGAUCUUGGCAACUACCUCCGUCAUACUGACAUUGUUGACGAUGAUACCAAACUUUGCUCCAUCUUCAGCACCUACCACUUGACACCCUCGUUCCUGGAAAUGGAGACUCUCCCGGAGGGGGUGCGAAAGCCGAUGCUGCCGUGCCUCUGGCCCAUGGCUCUCAGCAACACCUCAAGAUCAGAGGUCAAUGCCUGGUUUGACCAGCGUCUCCACAACUACUUGCCAUUCCUCACAAAGGAUCUUCUCACAAGCAACGAGACAUACAACGCCUCCUGCGUCGCCUUCCAGAAACUUGUCUCAGUUCUAGGUGAAUUCAACUACACUGAUGUGGAUUUUGUGAGACAAGACGUGUAUGACACUAUCACAACCUUCCUCAACUCAGCAACGGUGCCACGGUGUUACGACACAAGCAACCCCGAGCUGAACUCAACAGCCUGGUUUGCUGACUACAUUGGACCCUUCUUUGAAUUCAUCACUUUGGAUGAUUUGCUUUUCACAUUUGGAUCUGCUGAGUUCCUCCAGGUGUUCACCGUGGACCUCCGGAACAUAGCCAUCUUCAACCAAACCGUACUACCUGACAACGUCACCAGCUACUACACAGAGCUGCUAUAUACCCAGGACAACAACUUCAACCCUAUACUCCUUCCACUGCAGCUUCGCUGCUUUGUGCCAGGGAUGGCCUUUAACCAGCUGUCACCGGAGGAAAGUAUGAUAAUUCUGCACAACCUGACCACCCUGUGCACCGACCUGGACCCCCAGGUGGCUUCUGCUCUGGCGCAUAACUUUGGGAACACCAUUGAUGCCUCAGUUAUCGCAUUGCUUGGGAGUGAAAGCACUGGCAUUUCCCAGGGUCAGAUCCAAACCAUCAAACCCGAAGACCUACUUCUUUCCCUGGACAUCCUAGGCAAUGUGUCCGGCUGGAAUGAAGGUCAGGCCAGGGCCAUUAUCCUGUCUCUCACAUCUUCAGGGCUUUUGCAGAUCAGUAACAUAUCAUCGCUGUUUAUGCUGGGUUCCCUGAUCAUCGGGGUACCCACAAACACCUUUAUCAAUAUCAACGGCUCCCAGCUGAUCACCGCAUCCCAGAACCCUGUGUUCCUGUCGCACCUUAUGACUGCACCACCAAUUAUCCAACAGAUCUUUGCGUUGCAGAUCAUCUCAGUCGACAGCGAUAGUGACGUUAUCAUAGAGAACGUUCCUGACAGUUUGGCAACUGAGAUCCCUCCCUCUCUGCUGCUGGGCUUGAGCUCAAAUAAGAACAUUAUCACCAAGCUCAACAGCAAGAAAUGGAAACACACGCAGGUUGAACUGUUUUUCGAUGUUGUAGCCAAAGAAUCAGCAACAACACUGAUAGGAACUCCGAAUAAUUUGUCGUCAUCUCUGCUGCAAGGCUUCACAUGCACCAGCGUGAGAGAUUUUUCAGAGUUGCAAAUCAACAAGUUGAUCAAAGCGUGCCGCAGAUCAGGCAACAACAAAGUCAAUCUGGUGGAGACACAGCUAACUUGCAUGUACAAUCACAUCAAAAACGAGCUAGAUUUCACCGGAUUUGAGCUUUACCCCCAGGAUGUAUUGUUGUAUUAUGAUUAUUCCCUCGUGCCAACGGCCAGCUGCAAGUUGUACUUUGAACAGCUAUCAGAAGCAGACUUCUUCAUCUUCUCCACGGUGCUCAGCUACAAACGCGAUGCUCUGUUUACUAAUGCCAGGAACUGUCUGAAUAUCGUCAGCACAAGCUUGACCAAGAAUGACAUAUCUGUGCUAGGAAACAUGUGCUGUAUUCUGGACAGCUCAUACAUUAACACCUCCGAUUCGUCCAUCUUGGAUAAGCUGCAGCACUGUUCAGAUCUCACGGCAGAUCAAGCUGCUGCUGUAGAAACUUUACUGCAGAGCGGGAACACGCCACUCGGCGCUACAUCGAACUGGACCAAAGCCACCUUGGAGGAGCUUGGAAAUUUACCUCUUUUUCUGACAUCUAACUUCUAUAAAAUCUUUAACAAAAAAACAAAACGGAGUUUCUUGAAGGACUUCCUGGAAGAACUUAGGAAAAAUGGUGUGGGCAGACAAAAGCUGAAGAACUUGAAGAGAGAAAUCAGAUUGUCCAAUAAAAACAAAGCAAAGCGAUCUGUCGCAAACGAGUGUAAUGUGGGAGAAAUCACACAAGUGACCAUCAGCGAUGAGGCCUUCCCGUUUGACUAUGAUGAAAUCAACCAGUUCAAUUGCUGCCUCAGUGCUGCCACUGUCAGGAACAACCUAGCCGGCAUCAUGGAGAAAGUGGACCAGGACGAGUACCUCAAGAUUAUUCUUGAAAAGCUACGAGAGGCAUACGCCAACCAUUCAGCCAUCCCAGAGAAUCAGGUCAGCCUCUUAGGCCCGGCGUCACGUCAAGCGACCAGCGCUGACAUCAACAUGUGGACCAUCACCCUGAUUGACACACUGUCUUCUCUAAUGGAUCCUUCCAAUGGGCCAUGGGACCCUAACCUAGCGAAGGAGAUCAUCUCCAAAUAUCUGGUUCAUGACGGUAACAACCUCAAUACCGCAACGCUCAAUGCCAUUGGAGGAGAAAACCUGUGUACCCUGGAUGCCAGUGUCCUCCAGAGUAUCUCACCACACAAUCUCGGAAACGCGACUAUCACUAUAUCCAACUGCACUCUGGAGAAAAAGCAAGCUCUCUUCCCCAUCGCCAGAGAAGCUUUUGGAGUAACCACCACCCGCGUCACUAUCCCCACAACUGAGUACCAGCUCAUAAAGCCUUAUCUUGGGGGAGCACCACUGAAUUACAUUCAAAGUCUAGUCAACUCUAAUGUCAACAUGGAUUUGGAAACUUUCACCUCAUUGAAUCCAUCCGCUGUCUUGGCCCUGACUGUAAAUGAGGUCCGUGGUCUUCUUGGAACCCACUUGCCAGACUUGAAAUCCUAUGAAAAUCAAGAGUUGGUGUUAGCGUGGGUUAAGAGCCAGAGGCAAUCGGAGCUUGACACACUAGGGGUGGGGCUUCAGGGAGGCAAAGAUGACCCCACAAACUCUCCCAACCCCACAGUGACCCCAUCAGGGUCCACUGUCACGUCUCCUGCAUCAUCUAGUGCCAGUGGUGGCCACCUACGAGCAGACAUCGGCGUGCUCUUCCUCAUCCUUGGUGUCCUCAUACCGUCAGUCCAUGCUGGAGUAUGAAGGAGCAACACCUCGUUGAUGCUGUUCUUUUUUAAAUUAUUAAAUCAACCAUUUUAGAGGGGACCUGUUAUGCCCAUUUUCGGCCCUUUGUAUUGAGUCGUGGACUCCUAUAGAGCAGCUACACACAAUAACCCAUAUAGAAAGCUUUCUAGGUCUUCCAGAAUCUCCACCUAUUCCAGCUGUAUUGCGUCGUAUUUCCAAAACAGUUUGUUUUAAUUUAUUCCACCCACGUCCCACCUCCAGGCAUGCCCACUGUGAUUGGUCACACUCCAAAGCCUUCCAUCCUAAUAAAUGAAUAUACCAUUUGGAGAAAAGUGGCUAGGAGCUACUGGUUGGUGACGCCUGACUUACCGUGUAUGAACUCAGAGUGGUAACGUAGGUCCAAGGGUACUAAGUGCAGACAGUCUUGGCACAACAUCGGUCGUGGAAAUAUGUUUAUUACACGAUUUUUGGGGACUACCUCUGUUGAAAAAAAACACUUUGGUAGACACAUCAAUUUUGGUGAAAAAAGGCUAUUAACUGCAGCUUGUAAUUUGCAUGCGUGCCGGUAAGACGCUCCCUGUAUGCGCACACUAUAAUGUUACACAGACAACUACUUACUUACACAAAAUAAACACAGCUAGAACACUGAUUGUUACAUUGUUACUCACAGCUUGGUUUCUGACUCCAAGUAAUGUUUUAAAGGCAUCGGCAACAGUUUGGUGGAUUGUUCAGCUACGCCAUAUCAAUGCCAUGUUUUUCUCUUCACCUGGAAUCUUCAUCUCCAACCACUUCUGGUGGUCUCUUUAGUUAAGUUAGCUGUCCUUCAAACUUGGAGCAAAUUUGUCCUGGAAGCCAUUAGCGCUAGCUCCGUGCUAACAUCCGAGCUGUGAAACAGUGGAGCUACAGCUCGUAGUUGGGAACGCCCAUAUAAGGAAGUCUGGUUCAUUGUGACAUCACAGGGAGCCAGUGUUAAAAAAAAACUCUGAAACCGAGCAUUCAGAGCUAUCCCAAAGUUCUUUCAGGGCUCACUUCCAAAUGGCAAACCUUUUUAUCUGUAACCUUGGCAUCAUUUAACAGGAGAAAACAACAUUCCAAAAACAUUUACAGGCCAGAAAAGUGGAAAAAGCGUAAUAUCUCCCCUUUAUAAGAGGUGUCGGCUAUUAGUCAUAUGAUCUAUGCUAUAUUGUACUGUACAUUUUAGAUGUCAUCAAAUGUUCUCAGAUUGACUUUAUACUUGUUCUCUGCUUAUGUGAAUAAUAAAAUAAAUCACAGCUUCCAUCGAUUGCUACUUA